AUGCCGCAAAAGAAUCCAAAUGACAAGAAAUCUAGCCCUCUCAUAAACUUGGUAGCUGGUGGUACCGCAGGCCUAUUCGAAGCACUAUGUUGUCACCCGCUGGACACCAUCAAAGUGAGAAUGCAGAUCGCCAAGAGAACAGAGGGUAUGAGACCUCAUGGGUUCAUCACCACGGGGAGAAACAUCUACUCUCAUGAGGGGUUCUUGGCACUUUAUAAAGGUUUGGGAGCAGUCGUCAUCGGGAUCAUCCCCAAAAUGGCUAUUAGAUUCUCCUCUUAUGAAUUCUAUAGAAAUGCCUUGACUGAUAAGGAGACAAGAACUAUUACUACGGGGAACACUUUCUUGGCUGGGGUCGGCGCUGGUAUUACUGAAGCUGUGUUGGUCGUUAAUCCAAUGGAGGUUGUCAAGAUACGGUUACAAGCUCAACAUUUAAAUGAUUUGAUUCCACAACCAGCUGGUGUCAGUGCUGCCGGAACCGCUGCCACUGUAACUAAACCAAAAUAUGCAAAUGCAAUUCAUGCAGCAUACACAAUCGUUAAGGAAGAAGGUGCAGGCGCCCUUUAUAGAGGUGUGUCAUUGACCGCUGCAAGACAAGCUACUAAUCAAGGUGCCAAUUUCACCGUAUACUCCUAUUUGAAAGAUUAUUUGCAAAAAUAUCAUAAUAGAGAAUCUUUACCUUCAUGGGAAACUUCUUGUAUUGGGUUGAUAUCAGGUGCCAUUGGUCCAUUUUCAAAUGCACCCUUGGAUACCAUUAAGACAAGAUUACAAAAGGAUAAAUCCAUUUCAUCAAACUCCGCAUGGAAGAAAAUUUACAUUAUUGGUACUCAAUUAAUCAAGGAAGAAGGUUUUAGAGCUCUUUACAAAGGUAUUACUCCAAGAGUCAUGAGAGUUGCACCUGGUCAAGCCGUGACAUUCACAGUUUACGAAUUUGUAAGGAAACAUUUAGAAACUUUGAAUUUCUUCGGUGGUUCAGGCCCCUCGGCGAAACCUAAAACUUUGAAAUAA
This is a messenger RNA of Naumovozyma castellii, 1005 nucleotides long. RefSeq names its product Sfc1p (gene SFC1). Bases 1 to 1005 code for a protein of 334 amino acids. Lineage: Eukaryota; Fungi; Ascomycota; Saccharomycetes; Saccharomycetales; Saccharomycetaceae. The record is from RefSeq and is a predicted model, not a curated record. The transcript has a single exon.